AAAAAAAAAAAAAUUAGCCCAUAAACGUUUUUCUCUUUCCUCAAAGAAAAAAAAAAAAAAAAAACCUCUCUCCUUCGUAGUCGGCGAAUUAUCAGAGAAAUCAUCACUGUGUAUUUUUCGGUUCAAUCGGAAAUCAUUCAAUAUGGGAUUGAAAAACAUCAGGUCGGAUGCUACGAAGAAAGCAGAUCGCAAAUUUGAGAAGAAACUUGAGUUUUAUUCGAAAGUCAGAGAGACUGUUGCUUCAUUAAGUGCUACGAAGGCGAUUGCAAAGAAAAGCAAGAGUGCAAGAAAACGGCAAAAGAAAUUAAAAGCUUAUGACCUAUCCCUCCUCAAUGAAGUCUUGCCUGAGGUGAAAGAAUCACAGCAACCUGCUCCUCCACCUAAAAAAUUGAACUGCAAAUCCAGACAGAAACUAGUAAUUAAAGAGACAAAACGAAUGGAGGCUAUCUUAAAUCAUCCUGCUUUCCAAUCCGAUCCAUUUGCUGCCAUACAUCGGUACCUAGUGAAUACCCAACCAGCUCCUAAAGCUGAGCCUGUAAAGAAGAAGUCCAAAGACGAUGCAAAGAAGAAAAGGAAGAAAACAAAAUCUUCUUCAAAACCACAGUCCAUGGAAAUGUGAACGGCAAUUUGGGUAUGUCAGCAACAGCUUUUCUAUCGAUCCUCUGAAGACAGGUUCAAGAGGUCAAGCUUCGCUGAUACUAGAUGUUGUGGGGCUAUCAUCAUCCGAUGGAAAAAGAAUUUAGCCUGCUUGUUGGGUUGAUUAUUUUGUCUUAUAUGAAAAUUUGAGAAAUGUCAAUAGGUCAUGUAGUUCUUUAAUGAAAGAAUCAUUGCAAACUCAACCACACCAAAAAUCUUUUAUAGCUUUAGGUGAGUAGAUAUGGCAAUGUCUUAUCAAAUAUGUAAUGCGGUUAUUGACCUUAUUGUAUGACUGAAAUUUUUUGUAGGUAGAGACAUCUCAAUUGAUUUCAUGAGUUUUCUCUUGGCUCUAUCAUGAAUGUAUACUUGUAUACGCCGUUAAAAUGAAAUAGGGGUGAAUCUUAGGAAUGUAAA
This is a messenger RNA of Chenopodium quinoa (quinoa), 1050 nucleotides long. Its product is annotated as putative ribosome biogenesis protein slx9-like. The transcript has 5 exons. The record is from RefSeq and is a predicted model, not a curated record. Lineage: Eukaryota; Viridiplantae; Streptophyta; Magnoliopsida; Caryophyllales; Amaranthaceae. Gene Ontology annotation, cellular component: 90S preribosome; preribosome, small subunit precursor; nucleolus. Gene Ontology annotation, biological process: maturation of SSU-rRNA from tricistronic rRNA transcript (SSU-rRNA, 5.8S rRNA, LSU-rRNA). The coding region runs from base 143 to 619 and encodes 158 amino acids.